Nannospalax galili (Upper Galilee mountains blind mole rat) is the source of this 1575-nucleotide messenger RNA. RefSeq names its product alanyl-tRNA synthetase domain containing 1 (gene Aarsd1). Bases 104 to 1339 code for a protein of 411 amino acids. Lineage: Eukaryota; Metazoa; Chordata; Mammalia; Rodentia; Spalacidae. Gene Ontology annotation, molecular function: nucleic acid binding; ATP binding; Ser-tRNA(Ala) deacylase activity. The transcript has 12 exons. Gene Ontology annotation, biological process: alanyl-tRNA aminoacylation; regulation of translational fidelity. The record is from RefSeq and is a predicted model, not a curated record.
CUGCGCAGAAACACUCUCUUAACGAAGUUUGUCCCACGUCGCUCUCCAUUGCCGGCCUGGCUUUUCAGCGCGCGCGCGGGGCUGCGGGGCCGGAGAGACCGCGAUGGCGUUCCGGUGUCAGCGUGACAGCUACGCUCGGGAGUUCACCACCUCAGUGGUCGCCUGCUGUCCUGCAGAGCUGCAGACCGACGCCGGCGGCAAGAAGGAGGUCCUCCGCGGUUUCCACGUAGUGCUGGAGGACACGCUGCUUUUCCCCGAGGGCGGGGGCCAGCCUGAUGAUCGUGGCACCAUCAAUGACAUCCCUGUGCUGAGAGUGACCCGCCGGGGUGCCCAGGCUGACCAUUUCACACAGACACCUCUGUCCCCUGGGAGCCAGGUCCAGGUCCAGGUGGACUGGGAGCGGAGGUUUGACCACAUGCAGCAGCAUUCAGGGCAGCAUCUCAUCACAGCAGUUGCUGACCAUCUCUUUGGGCUGAAGACAACAUCAUGGGAAUUAGGGCGACUCCGGAGUAUAAUUGAGCUGGACAGCCCUUCUGUUACUGCAGAGCAAGUGGCUGCCAUCGAACAGAGCGUCAAUGAGAAAAUCAGAAAUCGGCUGCCUGUGACUGUGCGAGAGCUGAGCCUAGAUGAUCCUGAGGUGGAGCAGGUGAGGGGUCGGGGCCUGCCAGAUGACCAUGCGGGGCCCAUUCGAGUUAUUACGAUUGAGGGCGUUGAUUCCAACAUGUGCUGUGGGACCCAUGUGAGCAAUCUCAGUGACCUUCAGGUCAUUAAGAUUCUGGGCACUGAGAAGGGGAAAAAGAACAAAACCAACCUGAUGUUUCUGGCUGGAAACAGAGUACUGAAGUGGAUGGAGAGAAGUCACGGAACUGAAAAGGCUCUGACCACUCUGCUUAAGUGUGGGGCAGAGGAGCAUGUGGAAGCAGUGAAAAAGCUUCAGAACUCCAUCAAGCUCCUGCAGAAGAACAACCUGAAUCUCCUCAGAGACCUGGCUGUGCACACUGCACACAGCCUCAGGAGCAGCCCAGACUGGGGAGGUGUGGUUGCAUUCCACAGGAAGGAGGGUGAUUCUGAGUUCAUGAAUAUCAUUGCUAAUGAAAUUGGGUCAGAGGAGACCCUCCUGCUCUUAACUGUGGGAGAUGAGAAAGGUGCUGGGCUCUUCCUGCUGUCAGGGCCAGCAGAGGCCGUGGAGACCCUGGGGCCCAGGGUGGCUGAAAUCUUGGAAGGCAAAGGAGCAGGGAAGAAAGGCCGUUUCCAAGGCAAAGCCACCAAGAUGAGCCGGCGGGCAGAGGUACAGGCGCUUCUGCAGGACUAUGUCAGCACGCAGAGUGCGGAGGAGUGAGGAGUCUGCCUCAGUGACCACAGCAGUCUCUUGGACAAUAAAAUAAUGUCACCCCCAGGUCAGCUGGGGCUACAGGGAGACCCUGUCUCAUAAAAGAAAAAAAAAAAAAAAAAAGUCACCCAAAAUGAUCGUGCUACCACCACUUCUAUUUACACGCACAACGUGUACAGUGUAUUCCAGUGUGCUUGUGCAGUAGCGUCUGUUGAGAAUAAACAAUUUUCUAAUUUGACUGCUAA